GAGUUGAUGAAUGAAGGGAGGAGGUUGAAUAGUCUAGCAAGAAGAGAAAAAAAUGAGAAUGAAAAGAAUAAUUUGGAAGAGGAUAAAAGUGAUUUGGAUGAGCUAAUAAAAGCUUUAAAGAAAGACAAAGAGGCAUUGACGAAGAAUAGAGACGAUAAGUGGGAGUUAUAUAAAUAUUUACAGGAUAAAUUUACAGAUUUAGCUAAAGGAGAAGCUACUCUGAUACCAGACUCUAUGGACGUGACCUUGAAACGAAAGCAAAAUGUUCCCACAUAUCGUAACAUGGAUGACAUGGUGAAGAAACUAAGGAAAAUUACACCAUCCAGUUACGGCAGGUCUAAAAAAAAUGACCCAGAACUCAACAAUCUUUCCAGUCUGAAAGCUGAGGCGGAUGACUUUGAAUCACUUGGAAAACUUGUAUUAGACAUGCAAGAGUUUUAUAAUGUUGAAGAAGAACGGCUCGCAAAAUUCACAUCAUGGGCUUCAAAAUAUUUUAAUUGUCCUGUUGAUGCAUUACCACUUGGAGGACAUAGUAGGAAAAUAAAGAAUGAACUCAGAGAUGGCAGUGGAUGUCCUUACAGGCAGGUUUGUGCAUCAUACGCUAGAUUUAUUAGUCAGAAAAGGCCUCCAGACUGUUAUGGUCUCCAUCCGACAUUCUUGAUUUACCUGGCAGGACCGUAUCUAGGGAUUGCUGGGGCUAUCUUUGGUGAUAAAUGUGUGGUAGAACCACUCACACCUCUAAUUCCCUUGAUGCACCUGGAAAGUCUGAAGGAUUAUUAUAACAAGUUAUGUUUACCAACUGAAAUUAAUGCUGAUUUACCAAGACGAGAAGCAUACCCAUACCCAAAUUCUUUUAAUAAUGAGAAUGGCUACGAGUUUCAGUUUGAGUACAAAGAAAAACUGGUUGAUGACAAACUGCUUUUCAUUGUGCAAGAAUUGACCAAUCAACAGCUGUUUGUUGUGAAAUUUAUCAGGAGAUAUGGCGCUGAUGUUCACAGGGACUGUGCUAAAGUCAAUAUUGCACCAAAACUCAUAGCAUUUGAAAAACUGGCAGGCAACUGGUUUAUGGUAGUGAUGGAAUAUCUUUUGAGUGAGCAUUUCACAUGUAUGUAUGAUAUUCUUCAGGAAGGUGAUCAGAAUAUAUCAUUUCUCACUCAAAAAUCUAUUGAAGUUGCCAAUGAAUUGCACAAGAUGAAUUAUGUUCAUGGUGACUUUCGGACAUCAAAUUUUAUGAUUUCAAAAGAUAGAAAGCAGGUUAUGAUAGUUGACUUCGACUGGGCCGGAGAGGAAGGAUCAGCAAAAUACCCACAUUUUAUAAACCGAUUUGAUUCACUAGACUGGCAUCCAGAUGUAAAAGAGGGUGGAAAAAUUAAGAAAGCUCAUUACAUUUACUUUAUUACGCAAUCUACUAAAUGA
Molecule: messenger RNA, 1416 nt
Organism: Funneliformis caledonium
Lineage: Eukaryota; Fungi; Glomeromycota; Glomeromycetes; Glomerales; Glomeraceae
Source: the annotation of a GenBank genome assembly